This is a messenger RNA of Haplochromis burtoni (Burton's mouthbrooder), 2479 nucleotides long. RefSeq names its product fibroblast growth factor 10a (gene fgf10a). The transcript is spliced from 3 exons. Gene Ontology annotation, cellular component: cytoplasm. The record is from RefSeq and is a predicted model, not a curated record. Lineage: Eukaryota; Metazoa; Chordata; Actinopteri; Cichliformes; Cichlidae. Gene Ontology annotation, molecular function: growth factor activity; type 2 fibroblast growth factor receptor binding; chemoattractant activity. Gene Ontology annotation, biological process: positive regulation of epithelial cell migration; wound healing; limb development. The coding region runs from base 1138 to 1878 and encodes 246 amino acids.
AUAGACGUCCAAUUACACUAAGAGAUGACAUCUGGGGAACUACAGCAGAUAAAUAAGGUGAAAGAAAAGACAAGAUUCAGUCACCUCAGACAAACUCCAAAUAACCAGCGAACCACUGAUAGACAGAUAGGAGAGAGAGGGAGAGGCAACGGAAAGAGGGAGGGGGCCAAAGGAGAGGGAGCCACACACGGGAGGAAAGAAGAGAGGCAACGCACCGCUCCAGCAUUCAGACUCUGAGAGGCAAGGACAGAGGACAGACAGGGAGCUCAGCCCACUGACAGACGCACUACAAGAGAGGGGAGAAAGACGAGAGCUCGCGGGGGUCAGAUACACACUCAAGUAACUUCAAACCAGCUCAGACAAAACAAGAGAAACAAAGAAAGAAAAGAAGAAAGUCUGGAUUCUGUGACGCCUUCUUUUUUUCCUUUUUUUGGUGGCCUGGACACUUCAUAAGAAACAGCAUUUUUAUUUUAUUUUUUUCUUGCUUGUUUUAUUUAUUUAUUUUAUUAUUAUUUUUUUUUACUAAGCACUUUGCCAUCUUUUUUUCCUAACCUGCUUCUCCUCCAACCAGGACUGAGGGGGGAUAAAUCGUCUGGGACGCGUGUGUUCGUGUGUGUGUGUUUGUGUGAAUGAACUGAUGAUGUGUGUUUUUGUCUUUGGAUGUGAACUUUAAAAUGGGAUUUUGAGUGAUUUUGAGAAACCAGGAGCAGAGAGUGGCAGUGUCAGGAGGAGAGGUAGGAGGAGGAGGCGAGAGGUCCCCGAGGAGCGCGCCUAGUAGUUCUCAUUGUGAGGUGAUCUGAGUUAUGGUUGUUGACACAUUCCUGUGACGAUUGUGAGGAAUAAACAGCACCGGGGGACUACAGCGGCGUCAGCCACAGCGCUGCGGGCUUCACCAUUACCCCCCGCUACAUCAACGUUUAUAUUCCUGAUCAACCUACAUCUGCCACAGCAAGUCGCACCAUCUUCAUCCCAGCUGUUCUACAGGUUUUAACACCUACAGUCCCAGUGAGGCUGGGGUUUCCCAAACAGAGGAGGUUUAGUUGGGGGGAGUUUCUCCCACUCUCAUUCCCUUUCCCUGCACCAGCUCAGCAUGCCCCAGCCCCUGAGCACAUCCACAGCUCUCCCAGCUCCACUACCAUGUGUAGAUGGACAGUGACACAAGGUGCACCGGCCGCCUGGUUCUCCUCCUGCCCCUGCCGUAGACCUCCUUCACACCUCUCCCUCACCUUGCUGCUCUUGCUUCUCCUGCUCGGACCGUCCUCAUCCUCCCCGCUGUCCGCUUCGUCCGAACACGGCCGCAAUGCACCAGCAGGGACUUCUCCUCACUUCCUCAUCUCAUACCCACCACCCUCCUCAUCACCCACACCGCUUCACGCAUCCUCUGCAAGGUUGCCAAGGGCGACCAAUGUGUCAUCGUCGUCUGCGACGGUCGUUGGCCGGCACGUGCGAAGCAGCUACAAGCAUCUACAAGGGGACGUGCGCUGGCGGAAACUGUUCUCCUCCCAGAAAUUCUACCUUCGCAUUGGCGAGGAGGGAAAGGUUAACGGCACCGGAAACAAGGACGAUCCAUACAGUGUUUUGGAGAUCAAAUCAGUGGAUGUGGGUGUGGUGGCCAUCAAGGGCCUCAAAAGUAACCACUACCUGGCAAUCAAGAAGAAUGGCGUUCUGUAUGGAGCGAGAGAGUACGGCCCAGACUGCCGUCUAAUUGAACGCAUCGAGGAAAACAAGUAUAACACCUACGCUUCAGCUCAGUGGCUCAACAAGGACAAGCGCAUGUUUGUUGCACUGAACCCCAAGGGAAAGCCAAUGAAAGGAAGGAAGACACGAAGGAAAAACCCAGCCACUCACUUCCUGCCUAUUUUGUCAGAACAGCGAUGACUGGACAAAUCAGCAAAGGGAGAGCUCUGCAGAUUAAAGGCUAUUGGACGUUUUUUGGAGUUGAAGUGAUGACUUCAUUGGACAGAUUCAAGUCUGAACAGUAUGAUGCACUGAGGAGGAAAAGAAAGGAAACAAACAGACAUUUUAUCACAGUUGGUUAAAGACAUUUCUAUUUUUAAAGAAAGAAAUAAGAUAUAUCGCUAUACAAUGUACAUAUUAUUUUCUGUUUUAAGUUAUAAAGUACACUGGCACGGUAAAAUUAUGAAAAGAAAUGACUUCUGUGCCAAAAUGUGAAACGGUAACUCACAUUUUUAGAUUUGUGUACGUGUGAAGUCAGUGACUGGGGAAGAAAUGGCAAAAGAGAAAACAUGGAGGAAAACAGGGGAAGGCAGAGGAAGUAUUAGCAGAAAGCUGACUGAUAGAAGAAGAAGAAAAGAUGAGAUGGGCGGAGGAAAAUGAAAAAAGGUUGUGUUGUGUUUAGUCAAGUACCAACACAGCAGCAAGUCUAAAACUAUCAUGUUUCUUCUUUGAAUUUAUUUAUUUUGUGUAAUAUUUAACAAAAAAACCCUACAAAAAUACAAAAAAGAAAGUCUUUUUUUUU